This is a messenger RNA of Cydia pomonella (codling moth), 291 nucleotides long. RefSeq lists its product as uncharacterized. The transcript has a single exon. Lineage: Eukaryota; Metazoa; Arthropoda; Insecta; Lepidoptera; Tortricidae. Bases 1 to 291 code for a protein of 96 amino acids. The record is from RefSeq and is a predicted model, not a curated record.
AUGGGGUGCGGCGCCGGAGAAGCCGUGUUCAUCCCGCGCAUGCCCGUCAUCCUGAGCAAGUUCCUGUUCCGCUUCAAGCACCUACAGUUAUCCUUGAGCGUCUGCUUUUCCAUGACCAUUAACAAGUCGCAGGGGCAGACAUUGCGCGCCGCCGGCAUGGACUUGCGCACGGGUUGCUUCUCGCACGGGCAGCUCUACGUGGCGUGUUUGCGCGUUACCAGCUGCACGGAGAUAUUCGUGCUAAUACCCGCCAGGGAGACUUACAAUGUGGUGUACAAAGAAAUAUUGUAA